Molecule: messenger RNA, 4621 nt
Organism: Talpa occidentalis (Iberian mole)
Lineage: Eukaryota; Metazoa; Chordata; Mammalia; Eulipotyphla; Talpidae
Gene: SAMHD1
Product: SAM and HD domain containing deoxynucleoside triphosphate triphosphohydrolase 1
Exons: 16
Coding region: 50-1915 (621 amino acids)
Biological process (GO): defense response to virus; regulation of innate immune response; dGTP catabolic process
Cellular component (GO): nucleus
Molecular function (GO): protein binding; dGTPase activity
Source: RefSeq, a predicted model, not a curated record
GCGGGCGCCGCGGUGCUUGACUGUGUGGAGCGGGUUGCCGGCUGUGGCCAUGCAGAGCUCCGACUCCGAGAAGCCCCCCAAGCGGGCCCGAUGCGAUAGCAGCCCGAGAACGCCGCCAAACACCCCUAUCGUAGAGGCGAAGAUGUCCCCGCGCCUCGAGCUCCACCCGAACCAUAAAACCUGGGAUCCGGAGCAGGUGUGCUGCUACCUGCAGCACUGUGGCUUCAGAGACUCGGGGCUGCUGCAGCGCUUCCGAGAAAAUAAAAUCACAGGUUCAUUACUGCCCUUUCUUGAUGAUUCCCUUCUUGAAAAUCUUGGAAUGAGUUCCUUGGGUGAGAGACGGAAACUGAUUAGUUAUAUCCAGCAACUGGGUCCACGUCAUGUUGAUGCAAUGAAGGUAAUUAAUGAUCCUAUCCAUGGCCACAUUGAACUUCAUCCUCUCCUCAUUCGAAUCAUUGACACACCUCAAUUUCAGCGGCUUCGAUAUAUCAAACAAUUGGGAGGCGGUUACUAUGUUUUCCCUGGAGCUUCACACAAUCGAUUUGAACAUAGUCUGGGUGUAGGGUAUCUAGCAGGAUGUCUAGUUCGUGAACUGCGUGAAAAGCAACCUGAACUGCAGAUAAAUGAACGUGAUGAGCUCUGUGUUCAGAUUGCUGGACUUUGUCAUGACCUUGGUCACGGGCCAUUUUCUCAUAUGUUUGAUGGAAGAUUUAUUCCACUUGCUCGCCCAGGGAUAAAUUGGAAGCAUGAACUGGGCUCAGUUAAGAUGUUUGACCAUUUAGUUGAUUCUAAUGGACUCAAAGAUGUCAUGGAACACUAUGGUCUCGUCCUUAAAGAAGAUAUUUGCUUUAUUAAGGAGCAAAUUGAAGGGCCACAUGGAUCACCAGACAGUAAGUCGAAGUGGCCAUAUCAAGGACGCCCUAAAGAGAAAAGCUUCCUUUAUGAGAUUGUGGCUAAUAAAAGAAAUGGCAUUGAUGUGGACAAAUGGGAUUAUUUUGCCAGGGACUGCCAUCAUCUUGGAAUCCAAAAUAAUUUUGAUUAUAAACGCUUUAUUAAAUUUGCCCGUGUCUGUGAAGUGGAAAAUCGGAAACAUAUUUGUACAAGAGAAAAGGAGGUUGGGAAUCUGUAUGACAUGUUCCACACACGCAACUGUUUACACCGUAGAGCUUAUCAACACAAAGUUGGCAACAUCAUUGAUACGAUGAUUACAGAUGCUUUUCUCAAAGCAGACAACUACAUAGAGAUUUUAGGUACUAAUGGAGUAAAGUACCACAUUUCUACAGCAAUUGAUGACAUGGAAGCCUUUACUAAACUAACAGAUAAUAUUUUUCUGGAGAUUUUAUACUCUACUGACACCAGAUUGGAUGCAGCACGAGAUAUUUUAAAAAAAAUUGAAUCCCGUAACCUAUACAAGUAUGUAGGUGAGACUCAGUCAAGAGAAGAAAAGUUUCAAAGGGAAGACUGCAAAAAUUUUCCACAAGAGCUUGCUGAUGCUAAACCCGAGGAAGUGUACCUGGAAAUUGAACUGAAGGCUGAGGAUUUCAUAGUGGAUGUUAUCAAUAUGGAUUAUGGAAUGGAAGACAAGAAUCCAAUUGAUCAUGUUCGCUUCUAUUGUAAGACUGACCCCAACAAAGCCAUCAUGAUUACAAAAGAACAGGUUUCACGGCUUUUGCCAGAGAGAUUUGCAGAGCAGUUAAUUCGAGUUUACUGUAAGAAGACAGAUAAAAAGAGUUUGUACGCAGCACAACAGCAUUUUGUUAAUUGGUGUAAAAUCAGAGAUUUCACCAAGCCACAGGAUGGCGAUGUUGUAGCCCCACUUAUAACACCUCUAAAAGGUGAGUGGAAUCACAAUCCAGAUUUCCGUCGAGAAGCAUCCAAAUCCAGAGUCCAGCUUUUCAAGAACAAAGACGUGUGAAUGUCUGCAAUCAAUUCAUUAAGUUCAUUAAUCCAAAACAAUUCAUUAAUUUAGGAAAUUUGAUCAUAGAGCUUGCUCUUCAAAUUUAGUGAAAACUAGUACUUUUUAUAUUUUGAAUGUAUACACAUGCUAAAUCUAAGAAAUUUUUAUUCAAAGAUAAAGACAUAUUGGGCAAAUUUUGCUGUAUACAUGCUGUGAAAAGCAUUAUCUUGCCCUUUUUUAAAUAUUCAUUAAGGCUUCUCCUUUAGUCACCUAUUUUCUUAGAAUAACUUCCUUUUAACUCUUAUGAUAUAUGAUUGUUUUUUUAUUUUUUUUAAAUGAGACAAAGGUGCACACUGCAAUUUGACAUUGGGAUUGUCAUGAACAACCAUGGUUAAAAUCCUAGCCCUGAGGAGUUGCCCAUCACCCCAUAUUUGAGGCUAGUUCUCUGUAAGUGGUCUGAAUGUAAAAGACACCAUUCGCUCAACCCUUUUACCCCUUGUAAGCUGCUCAGUUGUAGUCAAUAGUUGAGGGCCAGGAGUGGGCUCUAACUCUGAUUAAUUUACUGAGAAGGUCUAAGAGCUCCGGCCUCCUCUGAAGUGGGACAUAGACUACCUUUUGGGAAACCCAUGCACCUGGUGCCAGAGGGAUUCCCCAAACCAGGCUGUUCUUGGGCUCAUUUACAGUUCCAGACUCUCCUGAAUACCCACUGCCUGAGUCCCGAGGGUUUUACCACUGGUGGUGUGGAGAAGGCUGCCUUCUGACCAGCUCUGUCACCUCCCUUGAGCUGGUCAGAAUUCUUCACAGGAAUCAUCCUCAGGGCUACUCAGAACUGAGACUUCAUUUUUUGCUAGGUUGGUGCAAUUUAUAGGUUUCAGAGCAAAGAUUGAUAUGUCUGUGCUGAGAUGAAUGAUUACCCCUAAAUUUCAGGAUCCCGUGUAACUGGAUGUCCCCAGCACUUACUCUUUGUCUCUAGCUGUGAGGUAGCAGUAGUUGAACAGUAUUCCUGCACUGAGGGCACCCCUACACACACACAUACACACACACACACACACCCCCCUCCCUCAUCCCCAGUUCUACAGAAGUUCACCAUGAGCAAAGUCUAAUGUUAAUGCUGAAGCCUCCGGGUUUGGUCCUGAAGAUACAAGGCAGUAGGGAGUGUUAGCGACGAGUCCCUGACUUCACACUCCCUUAUGAGGCCCUCCUUGAUUGACUGGGAAUAGGGAGCCAGCGCUGGCUUGGGCAAAAGCAAGUGGGAGGAAGGGAGCACUGAGAACCUGCCAAGAGACUCACCUCAGAGUCUUAGAAUACUGCCACCUACCACUGUGUAACCAGCUUCUGUUGGCACUGGGGUGAAAAUUAUGUGCCACUUGGAAUGUAUGCCAUUCUGUAUUAUACCCCCUCCAGCAUCCCUCAGUAGGUAAUCAAGAUUUCAUUGUAAAUCAUAGGAGAACAGUGAAAAUUCUGCUCUCUCUCCCCCACCAUGAUUCUGUGAGUGUGAGGUGUGUUCAAAUGGAGGCUCAUAGAAGCACAGAUGAGGUGGGCCAUUAAACAGGGUCAUACCUGUUUUGGCCAUUGGUGCCUCUAAAACUUUCAGUGGGGAGAACCAUUUGACUCAACCCAAGGUUAAGAAUGUAAUGUUUUUCUGCUAAGAUGGUUUUAUUUUUGUAACUCCUACCUUUAAAUAAUUUUUAUCUACUCUAGAAUUUUGUAGACCCAGUAUUGUAUCACUUUGCUAUCCGAAAAACAACUUGAAUCUUUUCCAUUUGCAUCUUUUGUUACUUAUAAGGCAGCUGCACUUUAUGUCCUUUGCAACUGUUUUAAUUGUAAAAGAACCAUGUGUCAUUUACAAUGUUAAAUUUUUCUUAAACAUCUUCACUAUUAUAAAAAUGGAGACUUUAACAACUUUACCUCUAGAGUUAGUUAACAUUGUCACCUUCAGAAUGUAAAUAGAAGUGCAAGUUAAAAUGAUGCUUGGGUGAGGAAAUAGCUGCAAUAAAACUUCAUGAAUGUAUUUCCAUCUUGAAACUAAAGGUAUGUUUCUUAAUGACUUUAUCUCAGUCUUAUGUGUCCAGCUUUAACCCUUUUGUUCAAAGGAGAUGUGUUUUUUCUAGGAAUCCACCCAGAUAUUUGAUGGUAUAUCUGCAAGGGGGCUGUAUUUAACAGGCCAGUGUUACUUGAUUUCCUUCUGUUAAUAAUGGUGGAUAAUAGCGAAGUUUUUCCUUCUAGUAGGAAGCAGGCAGUAGCAUGGGAACGGAUAUGGAUUUUUCUUAUUUUUCUGAUCUCCUGUUGUGCCAGAAAAUAUCCUCCAUUUUAGCCUUUCAGGGUUCCUUUAUUCUAACAUAAAUAAAGUCCCUUUAUUCUAAUAUGCAUACCUUUAUUCUUUGUUAUAAACUUCUUUAUUCUAUUAUGCAUACCUUUCAUUUGCUGCAUUCAUAUCUUCCCUGUGAAAUUAGAGAUUUGCAAGCACCUGGCACACUGGCAGUAGACAGGCCUCAAUGUUACAGAAAAAAAUUGAAGCUAACAGAGUCUUUAUUUCACCAGUUAAACCCAGGUUCUAUGGGUUUAAUUUUCUUUAAAAUAAUUUCUAAAACAUACAUUGCAGAAUCCCAUUUUUAAAAAUCUCUCUCUCCGUGGGAAAUUUUCUGAAAGAUAGACAUGAAAAUGUUAGUAUUGGAGGGGAGGGUUGAAUUUCAGGUAAUGUUUGUAUCUUUUUUUCUACAAUAA